AAGUUCGCAACAUUGCUCACUCUUCCAGAAUUGAACUGCAUGACGGGCGAAUUGUUUUAGUGAAUUUUGUGUUAAAUAUCAAUAAAAAUGUCCACAAUUGCCGCUCCUUUAUCUGUCGCAGGGACCAGAAGCUCUGGAGCCCCGGUCAGGACACAAAAUGUAAACGCCGCAGCUGCGAUAGCAAACAUAGUGAAGAGCUCGUUGGGUCCCGUGGGUCUUGACAAGAUGCUGGUGGACGACAUUGGAGAUGUCACAGUCACAAAUGAUGGUGCUACUAUUCUAAAGAUGUUGGAGGUGGAGCAUCCUGCAGCUAAAGUGUUGGUAGAACUGGCACAACUGCAAGACGAGGAGGUCGGAGAUGGCACCACAUCUGUUGUUAUUAUUGCUGCUGAACUAUUAAAGAAUGCAGAUGAACUGGUCAAGAACAAAAUCCACCCUACAAGCAUCAUCUCAGGCUACCGGCUAGCAUGUAAGGAAGCCGUGAAGUACAUCCAGGACAACCUCACGGUCACUUUGGAGUCGCUGGGCCGCGCCUCCAUCAUCAAUGCCGCCAAGACCACGAUGUCCUCCAAGCUUAUUGGAGCUGACGCAGAUUUCUUCUCAGAAAUAGUAGUGGACGCGGCAAUGGCCAUCAAGAUCACGGACCCCAAAGGCAACGCCGCGUACCCCAUCAAGGCCGUGAACAUACUGAAGGCGCAUGGGCGCAGCGCCCGGGAGAGCGUGCUGGUCAAGGGCUACGCCCUUAACUGCACCGUUGCGUCGCAGGCCAUGCCCAAAAAGAUUGUCAAUGCCAAGAUCGCCUGCUUGGACUUUUCGCUGCAGAAAACGAAGAUGAAGAUGGGUGUCCAGGUGCUAGUAUCAGACCCUGAAAAGCUUGAAGCCAUUCGAGCCCGCGAGCUCGACAUCACCAAGGAGCGGCUCCAGAAGAUCCUGGCUACGGGCGUGAACGUGAUCCUGUGCACGGGCGGCAUCGACGACCUGUGCCUCAAGUACUUCGUGGAGGCCGGCGCCAUGGGCGUGCGCCGCUGCAAGAAGACCGACCUCAAGCGGAUCGCCAAGGCCACGGGCGCUACCUUCCUCACUUCACUCACCAAUAUGGAUGGCGAGGAGGUAUUCGAGCCCAGCAUGAUCGGAGAAGCUGCCGAAGUCGUACAGGAACAGAUUUGCGACGAUCAGCUGAUUCUUAUCAAGGGCCCCACGGCGCGCACGGCGGCGUCCAUCAUCCUACGCGGGCCGACGGACGCGUAUUGCGACGAGAUGGAGCGCUCGGCGCACGACGCGCUGUGCGCCGUGCGUCGCGUGCUGGAGUCCGGCCGCCUGGUGCCCGGCGGCGGCGCCGUCGAGGCCGCGCUCUCCAUCUACCUGGAGAACUUCGCCACCACGCUGAGUUCUCGCGAGCAGCUGGCGAUAGCGGCGUUCGCGCAGUCGCUGCUGGUGAUCCCCAAGACGCUGGCCGUCAACGCGGCGCGCGACGCCACCGACCUCGUAGCCAAGCUGCGCGCCUACCACAACUCCUCGCAGACCAAGGUGGAGCACGCGAACCUGAAAUGGGUAGGUCUGGACCUGACGGAGGGCACGCUGCGCGACAACCUGGCGGCCGGCGUGCUGGAGCCCGCCAUCUCCAAGGUGAAGUCGCUCAAGUUCGCCACCGAGGCCGCCAUCACCAUCCUGCGCAUCGACGACAUGAUCAAGCUGGACCCCGAGCAGUCCGCCGGCAAGUCCUACCAGGACGCGUGCAACGCCGGCGAACUCGACUAAACCACACGCUGGUGUAUUGUCUCGGUCAUUCUUCAUUACAAGGGAUUUUUGCAGGUCAAUUACCAUGAGCUGGCACGAAUGGAAUGAAUGAGUGAAUGAAAAUAUCUAUGUGUAUAUCACAUUAACCAAUUAAAUGCUGACUGUAUACCGACACGGGUGUCACUUAUACAAUGAACGUUUCGUUCAUUUCAUUCGUGCCAGCUUUCGUGAAUCAACCUGUACUCGUCAUCAAAUAUAUUGUACGGUAUAUUUUCUGCAUUCAUGUUGAUAUUUGUUGAUGGCGUCAGUACUUCUAUGUCAAAUGGCUGAUGUUAUCAUCUGCUAGUAUUAUGUUUUGUUCUUUUGAGCCAGUUAAAGUUGAGCUUUAUGUUAGCCCUCGAACUUUGCAUCGGGCCUCAUGUCACGAUAUCCUCAGGCGUGCAUUUUAGAUAUGUCAAUGUUGCUUUCUUAACAAUUAAAUUGCAGUAGACUUACUUUAACUCCUCUUCUUUUAAGUUCAGCAUCUCACGACUAGAUAAUGGAAGUUUGAAAUAAAAUUAGAAGUAUUUUUGUACAAAAAAUUACUGAGAUCAUUAAUGUGAAUAUUGAUUACAGACAGAAUUUGCUUGAAUGAUUAAGAUGCCUGAAUGUGUUGACAUGUUAUACGAAUUUGAGGAUACAAGUUAUCAGGGUUUACGUUAAAAUAUCCUUGAUUCCUUUUCACUUCAUGUAUUUCAAUGAUACAUGUUUAGACUACCCAGGAUUUAAAAAUACUAAAAAGUACCAAAUUUAUAUUAAAGAAGAAUAAAAUAAGGCAGGACCAUGUAUGAAUAUUUUUAAUUCAGCUUCAUCUUAUUGUUGUAAUGACAACGCCAAUUAUGUUAAAAAUGAAAUUAAAUAUUAUCAGACAGGUAUUUUAAGUAGUCCUAUUUUAAUUUGUCAAUGAGUCACAGCCACAUAUGUUCAGGUUGUGUAUCUAAAGGUAUUAACACCAGUUUUAUUUAUGUCAACCAGUUUAUGGUUGUAUUGCUUUCACUUAAUGCUAGAUAAUGUUGCUAGACGUGUCUUAUGUACUACUUAAACAAUAAAAAUAAUUUUAAUACUAGUUAUUUAUAA
Molecule: messenger RNA, 2853 nt
Organism: Cydia strobilella
Lineage: Eukaryota; Metazoa; Arthropoda; Insecta; Lepidoptera; Tortricidae
Gene: CCT1
Product: T-complex protein 1 subunit alpha
Exons: 10
Coding region: 88-1758 (556 amino acids)
Biological process (GO): protein folding
Cellular component (GO): chaperonin-containing T-complex
Molecular function (GO): ATP hydrolysis activity; ATP-dependent protein folding chaperone; ATP binding
Source: RefSeq, a predicted model, not a curated record